Messenger RNA from Candidozyma duobushaemuli, 1017 nucleotides. Its product is annotated as SDR family oxidoreductase. The record is from RefSeq and is a predicted model, not a curated record. The transcript has a single exon. Gene Ontology annotation, molecular function: oxidoreductase activity, acting on the CH-OH group of donors, NAD or NADP as acceptor. Lineage: Eukaryota; Fungi; Ascomycota; Pichiomycetes; Serinales; Metschnikowiaceae. The coding region runs from base 1 to 1017 and encodes 338 amino acids.
AUGCCUGAAUCCGUUUUUGUUUCCGGAGCCACUGGCUUCAUCGCCCAGCACCUCGUCAAGCUCUUGCUCGAGAAGGGCUACAAAGUCGUCGGCACCGUGAGAUCUGAAUCCAAAGGUACCCACUUGUCCAAGUUGCUCAACUCUCCCAACUUUUCAUACGAAAUCGUUCCCGACAUUGAGCCAGAGGGGGCUUUCGACGAGGCUUUGAAGAAACACCCAGAGGUGACUGUGUUUUUGCACACCGCCUCGCCAUUCCACUUUAAGGCCACAAACUCCGAGGAGGAAUUGCUCAAGCCUGCCGUCAAUGGUACCAAGAACGCCUUGAAGGCGAUUGAGAAGUACGGACCUCAAAUCAAAAAAGUCGUCGUCACCUCCUCAUAUGCUGCCGUCUCCACUGCUGAGAAGGAGGGCGACGCUUCUCACACCAACAACGAGGACUCGUGGAACGAGAUCUCUUGGGAGGAGGCCAAGAAGGAUGCUUACGCUGGUUACCGUGGAUCCAAGAAGUUUGCCGAGAAGGCCGCCUGGGACUAUGUUGCCGAGGAGAAACCCAGGUUCGUGAUCAACUACGUUAACCCAUCCUUCGUCUUCGGCCCUCAGGCCUUUGACUCCGAACUCAAGGACAACUUGAACACAUCCUCCGAAAUCCUCAACGGGUUCUUGAAGAUGAAGCCUGACUCAAAGGUGCCGGGAACCAGAGGUGGCUUCGUCGACGUCAGAGACGUGGCCAAGGCUCAUGUUGUUGCGUUCGAGAAGAACCUCUCCAACGAGAGAUUGUUGCUUAACGCCGGUAGAUUCGCCGCCCAGGACAUUCUUGACAUCUUGAACGAGAAGUUCAGUGCCUUGAAGGGCAAGAUCCCUGAAGGUAAGCCUGGCACUGGCAAGGCUGUGAACGACAGAAUGUGCAAGAUCGUGAACGACAAGACCAAGAAGAUCUUGGGAUUCCAAUUGAUCGACUUGGAGACCACUGUCUAUGACACUGUCAAGCAGAUUCUUGACGCCAAGGCUAAACUCUAG